CAAGGUGAUCAAGGAGUAUAUAUAGAUGCCCACGACAAUCGUCCGGCAGUCGCUUCUCAUCAAAAACCAACAAAAUGAAGGCUGUCCUGGCACUGUGCUUCUUGGGAGUAGCUAGCGCUGCUGUCAUUCCUCUGACCUACAACGCUGGUGUCAUCCCCUACACCGGUGUUGUUCCUCAGGCAACAGGAAUCCUUCCCUUCAACACCGGAAUCAUCCCUCGAGCUGGAAUCAUCCCUCAGACCUACUCCGUUGGUGCUCCCGCCAUCACCACCUACCAGGUCAGCGCAGUGGCUCCCGCACCUGGAUACAUUGCAAAGACUUUGGGAUCUGAACACAUUGCCCCUCUCCCAGCUGGAAGUGCCAGCUUCGCCUCCCACCACAUCAACGUGGCAAAGGCCCCAGGUACUGAAUAAAUUCAAGGAACCAGAACUAAGACCAGAUGUCAAGCAGAACGACCUCCGCUCUUCUCAUUCGGUGACAGUGACUCUAGGCCUAGAAUCCUACUCCAAUUGUCCGAAAAUGUGGAUUCAUUCCUUGGCUUAGAAUUUUUCUCACUGACACGACCACGGCUUUGGACCCCAUUACCAGUGCCUGAAAAUCAUCACCUAAGCAGGCUUAACACACUUCACAAUCACAUCCAAAAUCAUGGUAGUUUUAUUCAUUCUGAAUAAAACAAGCCGAUCUGAAUCAAAUAAAUAAUGCGGGAGAUUAGAUGAGAAUGAUUCUUCUAUUAUUGUUACAAAAAUAAAAAUAUGCCAGUUA
This is a messenger RNA of Macrobrachium nipponense, 762 nucleotides long. RefSeq lists its product as uncharacterized. The record is from RefSeq and is a predicted model, not a curated record. The transcript is spliced from 2 exons. Bases 75 to 413 code for a protein of 112 amino acids. NCBI's taxonomy places the organism in Eukaryota, Metazoa, Arthropoda, Malacostraca, Decapoda, Palaemonidae.